Molecule: messenger RNA, 1341 nt
Organism: Gloeophyllum trabeum ATCC 11539
Lineage: Eukaryota; Fungi; Basidiomycota; Agaricomycetes; Gloeophyllales; Gloeophyllaceae
Product: TFIIH basal transcription factor complex, subunit SSL1
Exons: 7
Coding region: 1-1341 (446 amino acids)
Biological process (GO): nucleotide-excision repair; regulation of transcription by RNA polymerase II; DNA-templated transcription
Cellular component (GO): transcription factor TFIIH holo complex; transcription factor TFIIH core complex
Molecular function (GO): zinc ion binding
Source: RefSeq, a predicted model, not a curated record
AUGGCUCCGCGAAAGGACAUAGACUACAUGGAUGGAGAGUCCGAUUCUGACGUGGACGUCAUAGAUGAUUCUGGCGACCGGGGUAAGAAAGGCAAGGGCAAGGCGAUAGACAGAAGAAAGAAGGACAAAGGGAAGGGAAAGUCGAGCGAGCAACCCUAUGCUUGGGAAGCGUCUUAUACGAGGUCUUGGGACACUGUACAAGAGGAUGAAGCAGGCAGUUUAACAAGUGCUGUGGCGGACUUGGUUGCACGAGGCCGGCGUAGGAGGCUACUCGCUCCAGCUAAUGCAAUCCGUCGGACAAUUAUCCGUCACCUUAUUAUAAUUUUGGAUCUCUCCGCCUCCAUGCUGGACAGGGACAUGCGGCCAACAAGAUUUGGUCUAACGCUUGAGUAUGCUCGGGAGUUCAUAGUGGAGUGGUUUGACCAGAAUCCUCUGGGCCAGAUUGGACUGGUAGGCAUGCGUGCUGGCCUCGGUGAGCGGUUGAGCGAGAUGUCGGGGAACCCGCAAGACGUCCUCAAAGCUCUCUCGGAGAGACAUAAACUGGAACCAGCCGGGGAGCCUAGUCUACAAAAUGCCAUAGACAUGGCUCGCACUAGCAUGAGUCAUCUACCUACCCAUUCGUCUCGCGAGAUAUUGAUUAUCUUCGGGUCCUUGACAACCGUCGAUCCUGGAAACAUCCACGAUACUCUGGAUGCAUGCAUCCGAGACAGGAUACGUGUUUCCGUGGUAGCACUUGCUGCAGAGAUGAAAAUCUGCCGAGAGUUCUGCGAUAAAACGGGCGGACAGUUCGGAGUUGCGAUGAAUGAAGGCCAUUUCAAAGACCUCCUGUUCGAACUUAUCCCCCCGCCAGCGCAGCGCGCUCUGUCCCGCGCUGCUGGGGCAGGGGCGACAAAUCUUGCGGCUGACCUCAUGAUGAUGGGUUUCCCUGUUCGCUUACCCGACACCUCGCCGCCCACCCUCUGUGUCUGUCAUUCCGAACUGAAAAGUGAAGGCUUCCUCUGUCCAAGAUGUUCAGCCAAAGUCUGCGAUGUCCCCACCGACUGUGAUAUCUGCGGCCUGAUGAUCGUUAGUUCGCCUCAUCUUGCACGAAGUUAUCACCAUCUAUUCCCCGUCAAACCGUAUCAAGCGGUAACUACACUCGAUGACACCUCUACACCAGCUAAAUCGUGCCAUGCUUGCGCUCGGUCCUUCCCAGAAGCUGCCGCUACCAAUGUAGCCACAACUGAAGGAUUGAGUCCUCUAGGUCGGUACCGUUGUCCAGACUGCCACCAUGACUUCUGUACAGACUGCGACGUCUUUGUCCAUGAUGUCGUCCACUGCUGUCCGGGCUGCGGCAAGUAA